AUGGCCGGAUAUAAAAGAAAUCAAGAUUCAUUUCAAGCAUCCAACUCAAAUGAUAAUGAAAAUAACUCAAUAGCUACUAGCAGUAGUGAAGCUCAACCAACAAAACUCCAACACUCAGAAAAUAAUGAUAAGGAAAGCAUUUGUUGGAAAUAUUUUGAACCAUUCAAGGUCCCAAAAGAGAAUAGAACAAUAACAAAAUGUACGAUUCCUGGAUGCACAACAAGAUACAUGUGGUGCGGCUCUACUUCUAAUCUUGUUGGCCAUCUUAAGACUAAGCAUGGUAUAACCAAAUCCUCAACACCUUUACCAUCUACAACGUCAACCAUUAACUCUAUUAAUUCUGAACCAGAAAUUAAUUUACCAUUAAUUAAAUUUAUUGUUUCCUCCGGAGCGCAUUUUAGUGUCGUUGAUAAUUUAAAAUCUGCUGGAUUUAUUAGUCCGGAAAUUGAACUAUCUACUGCUAAUAUUUUAGAUGAGCAAAUAGAUAAAGUAUAUAAUCGUUUAUUCCUUCAGUUAAAGUUAAAAGUUCAGCAAGAGAAAUCAACCGUGCUCUCGAUUCAUACAACAACAUAUACUAUGUUUAAUAAGCAAUAUAUAGUAAUCACUUGUAAUUGGCUAACUAAAGAUUUUGAACUUCAUAAAAUCUUAUUGCUCGCAAAAGAAAGUCCUGAAUAUAAUGAUAAUUCUUUUAGGGAUAUUAUUGAAGCUUUAGAAAAGUGGGAAUUGACUAAUUUAAAAUUUUAUAGUUGUUAUGAUGACUAUUGUUUAAAAUCUUUAUAUGAAUUACAAGAAGAAAACUAUCAAAAUCUUGUACAAUUACAUAAGAAUACAAACAAUUAUUCAAUUAAUUUAAAAUAUUUAAUAAAAAAAAGUUUAGGGAAAUGGGCCAGAGAAAACGUUAAUAUUCAAGGAAUGUCAGAAUGCUAUUGA
Dentiscutata erythropus is the source of this 930-nucleotide messenger RNA. Lineage: Eukaryota; Fungi; Glomeromycota; Glomeromycetes; Diversisporales; Gigasporaceae. The record is from the annotation of a GenBank genome assembly.